AUGCCGAUUAUUGAUAUUGUUAUAUCUGGAAGUGCUAAGAUGACGUCAGUCUUCAAUCCCACCCUCUUCAAAGGCAAAUUGGCCCUCAUCAGUGGAGGCGCUACUGGUAUUUGCUAUGAAAUCGCUAAACAGUUCCUCAUCCAUGGAGCCUCUGUCUACAUCAUCAGUCGUAAGAUUGAGAACAUUAACAAGGCCGUCAAGAGCUUAGCUGAGGAAACAGGGAAUAAAACAUUUGGGGAAGCUCGUGCGAUGACCGUCCUCAUGAUCGACACCGUCGGCACCUUCCUCCUCUCCAAGUACACCGCCGAGCUCAGCAUGAAGAAAAGUGGAGUAAUCCUGAACAUAUCUGCCAACCUACAUUAUAGUGGCACUGCCCUCCAGGCGCACUCAGGAACUGCAAAGGCUGGAGUGGAUGCACUUACCAAGCACAUGGCUGUUGAGUUCGGACCAAGAGAUAUCAGGGUUAUCGGUAUUUGUCCAGGACCCAUCCAAGGUACUGAGGGAAUCGACAGGCUGAACCCUAAGGAUGUGAAAACUGAGCAACUCCUGCCCCUGCAGCGACUGGGAACCAAACUGGACGUCGCCAAUGCCUGCCUUUUCUCGGCCUCCUCUGCUGCCAGCUACGUAACGGGAUCAAUCAUAAUGGUCGACGGAGGAAGCACCCUUACUCAGCCUAACUUCGCAUUUUCGAGCAAAUAA
This is a messenger RNA of Nymphaea colorata (pocket water lily), 699 nucleotides long. RefSeq lists its product as uncharacterized. NCBI's taxonomy places the organism in Eukaryota, Viridiplantae, Streptophyta, Magnoliopsida, Nymphaeales, Nymphaeaceae. Bases 1 to 699 code for a protein of 232 amino acids. The transcript has 2 exons. Gene Ontology annotation, biological process: fatty acid catabolic process. Gene Ontology annotation, molecular function: 2,4-dienoyl-CoA reductase (NADPH) activity. The record is from RefSeq and is a predicted model, not a curated record.